AUGUGCGGCAACAACAUGUCCGCGCCGCUGCCCGCCAUCGUCCCGGCCGCGCGGAAGGCGACGGCUGCCGUCAUCUUCCUUCAUGGAUUGGGAGAUACUGGGCAUGGAUGGUCAGAAGCACUUGCAGGUAUCAAAAGUCCUCAUGUAAAAUACAUCUGCCCACAUGCGCCAGUUAUGCCAGUUUCUUUAAACAGGAACAUGGCUAUGCCAUCAUGGUUUGAUAUUAGUGGACUUUCUCCAGAUUCACAGGAAGAUGAAGCAGGAAUCAAGCAGGCAGCAGAGAAUGUUAAAGCACUGAUAGAUCAAGAAGUAAAAAGUGGAAUUCCUUCUCAUAGAAUUAUCCUGGGAGGCUUUUCUCAGGGAGGUGCUCUGUCAUUGUACACAGCACUUACAACACAGCAAAAAUUGGCAGGUGUUGUAGCGCUCAGCUGCUGGCUUCCUUUACGGGCUUCUUUUUCUCAGGGCCCUAUCAGUGGAGUCAACAGGGAGAUCCCUGUUCUUCAGUGCCAUGGGGACUGUGACCCAUUGGUUCCUUUAAUGUUUGGUUCUCUUACUGUUGAGAAGCUGAAGAGUUUGAUAAAUCCAGCCAACGUAACCUUCAGGACUUACUCCGGCAUGAUGCAUAGCUCGUGUAUUGAGGAAAUGAUGGAUGUAAAACAGUUCAUAGACAAGCAUCUACCUCCCAUAGACUGAAUUGAUGUGCGAGAGGCCUUCUGUACAAAUACACCAGCAGCAACUGUGGUAGAGUGUUAAUCUUUUCACAUGCCUGAUAGGAUGCGUUACUUCUACACCUGCAGUGUUACUACUGUGUUGCAAAUUUAUACUUACGACAAGACUGAAAAAUCAUACAUGUACAAGAAAUGAUUAUAACUAAAAAGAUUAUCACCCACUGAUCAGACUGUAAGAAUGAGGCAGCUGGGUAACCAUGCCAGAAUGUAAUCUGCACCUGCCAUUUUAAGAUAUGACUGAUUUUUUGAUUGUGGAAUUUUAAAGUAUUUGUAUAAGCAAUUAAGGGCUCAAUUWGAGUGAGCAACAUAAAUGUGACCGUUUGGUAUACUUGAGAUAGGAUCUUAAUCAUCACUGAAAAUACAUUAAAACGUUUUGUUUAACUGAUAGAUGUGUAAACUACACAGUAUGUUCCGGUCAGCAUAUGAUGGUAGAAUGAAUGUUAUUGAGGACAAAGCUUUAAGUAUUAAAUGUUAAUCCUUGCUCCAGGUAAGGAAGGUAGCUCUCUUCCAGGAAUGAAUGUAACUCAACGAAAGUACUUCCUGUAUUUAAACCACCCUUAUUUGUAACUGCUUUCAUACAGGAAGGUACAGUGGAAAUCUAAAGGGACUCAUUCUGUCUUAGACUAUCAUACAUCACUGCUUUUUUUUUGACAUUUGUUUUUAGAUUACCAUAAAAUAAUGUCAGAUUUUGAUUUAGAACAGAAUUCUGAAGAACUGUAUAGAAUUAAUUUGAGUUUCAUUAAAAAAAAAAUCUUGUUUUCAAAUUGGAUAUUCAUCUUGUGCUUCAGUCAUUGUACUUUUUAUUUGUCUAGAAAUGUUAAUGAUGUAUUUUGCAUGAACAAUUCCAGCAUACAAUUUUGAUUUUUUUUUGUCUCCUUUGUAGUAACCAAAUGAAAAUAGUGGCACUCUGCAGUUUUGCAUUGUUGAAGUCUACUCUGCAACACAGGCACUGGCUAAUCUUAAAUCGUCAGUACUAUAAUGGAAAUAUGAGUGGAAGUGAGAUAACUUAAUCUUAAAAUUGAUAMCUUCUAAUGCUUUUAUUGUAUGCCCAGCUUUUUUUUUUUGAAAAAGAAUGUGAAAUUUUAUUUUCAAAUGUAUCAUUCUGCAUUUACCUAGAUCAGUUUAGCAGAGCAUUAUGAAGACCAGCUAUGAAAAAAAAYUAAAUGAUUCAGAAUAUCUUUUAUUUCAGAAGCCUAAAAUUCUGUAGCACAGUGUGSUGCAGAAUUUGAUGAGUCCUGCCCAGCAGCCUUUUGCAGUUGAAGCCUUAAUGCACUUUCUGGAAACAGCUCUUCAGAAGAGUUAAGAGGCAGCACUAGGAGUGUUUAAAAAAUUACAUUAUAGUAUCUACUACAUACUAUGCUAUAUGACCAAAUGCUCUAUACAGAAAUGUUUGCAAGCAGAGAGUGUUAAUGUUUUGGUUGUGUCUGUCGGCAGCGCUGUUUUUCGUAUCUGUGUAUAAAGUUCUUAUUCUUGUCCCACUUAAUCAGAUGAUCCUCUUAAAGUGUGUAUCAGCUCACACUAGAGACGUAUGCCAGUACAAAUACGUAAAUCGGGAAUUAAUGCAUUAAUUGCAUUAUGUGUUAGACUUCUUUAUAUAGCUGCUACCAGAAAUUUGAAUUAUUGAUUCGUUUGAGUACUCAGUUUUCCUUGCUCCUCUUGGGCUGUGUUGCACUUCAUCUUUAGGAAACUGUUUUUCUUUGCUAAUGCAUUUCRCUGGGUUAUAAAAUAUCUCUUAACACACAUAAUUGAAGAGGAGUUUUUCCCAAAUGGCACUGAAACACUUUCAGACAUUGUUUCCCUCUGGAUGAAGGAGUAUUCUAUUAGCUUUCCCUCAGUCACACUUCUUUUUAUGUUUGCCAGUUUGUCUUUCAGUAAUUUAUUUAACAAAGGAAACCACAGUAUUCUCAUUGUAGUUGUGCCAAAAUUAUGUUGAGAAAACAGUAUCUCCCAGCUGUAGUCAUUCCCAAAUUUCAUUAGCCAAUCUUGUAAUCCUGCUGACUUGCAAAUUUGGUAAGCAAACUCCAUGUUAUUUCCCCUAGCUUUUAGCUUGAUCUCCAUUCCUCUGUUGUCUUCAUUAUUCCUGGAAUAUUGGCAUAUAUUCAAAGGUUUGCACAUGCUUGUGAUUUUUUUUCUUAUUAUCUAGCCUUUGGAAAUUCUCUGAUAUUUCUUUUCAGAUUCUAAUUCAGUAUCUGUGUUUGUUCAUUUCACAAACAUGUUCUUUCUUCUGUUGGAAUUAAUCAAAAACUAUUUCUAAGAUGUUAAAAUGAGACCAGCUCCAGCUUUAUUCUUAGUAGUUCUUAGUAUUUGUAGUGCUAGCUUCGUUAAYACUUGCUGUUUGCAUUCUGUUCAGAGCUUAUGGCCUCUUUCUAGAACUUACACGUUUUUAUUCAAGUCACCUUCAGCUGUUGUCUCUGAUCUUUUCAAACAUUCUUCUAGAAGGGAGUGCUUUGUGUGCUAAGUAUAAUAGUAUGCUUAAUAAUAAGCAUAAUAAUAUGCUCAGCAUAAUAAGAUUAUUUUUUAUACUGUUGUGUGGCUGCUUGCUCCAUCUACAAAGAGCUGUGUUGCCAAUAUAAAUGUAAGUAAAUGUCUUGACUCGUUCUGAACUUGCCUGUUCUAGGAAGAAAUCUUCCUCUCAAUUUUUAUUUUCGCAGAGGAAGAUGAGUAUAUUGUAAUUGGGGUUGCUAAAGAACCCCAACGCUGGAAGAAGCUUCAAAGAUCAAUUUGAAGCCUGCAGUUUCUCCUCCCGUAGUACAGCCAUGAGACUCCCGGGUCUCUCGAGCUCCUGCCUUUCGCAAAGUCACAGCUAAUUGGAAACCUCAGUGUAUGAUUCUGUUGUCAAAGUUCAAUUCCUGAUGUGAUUUGUUGCUGGGAUUUUUGUCAUAACUGGCAUGUAUUUUAGGCUAAUAGUUCGGCCUCUUAGUAGAACAAAAGAAAAAGGUGGGGGGAGGGGAAAGGGAAGUGUCGGACUGUUCAGUCCUCGUAACCUAAAAUUUGAACCUAUCCAAUAAUGAACAAUAUACUUGUAAUGUUUAAAACUUUGCCAAAAGAGAGAGAAUACCUAUCAAGUCUGUGAAAACGUUACUGUGAACACAUGCUUUGUUUGCAGACCACUUUAUUUCAAUGGGUAUACAACUCCUUAAUACUACACUUUAAAUUCAAAUUGAUUCCUAAAUUUAACUGUAGUUUUGUGUAGACAAAUGUCUGAGUUCUUUUUGGAAUUCUGCCUAUCUAUUAAAUACAGAUAAAAUUAUUAUGUAUUGUAGGCUGAAUCCUCUAGGUGUUCUUGAGGUAAAACUAUUUUGGGGUCUCUGUUGAGGUCUGUAUGUUUUGGUCUUUGCCUCUUACCUUGUAUAAUUACAACACAGUAGAUUGCUACAAAGCACUGCACACUGCAACUGGUAUUAGAAAAGUUAAUUAAAACGUGUU
Messenger RNA from Nothoprocta perdicaria, 4154 nucleotides. RefSeq names its product lysophospholipase I (gene LYPLA1). Gene Ontology annotation, molecular function: carboxylic ester hydrolase activity; palmitoyl-(protein) hydrolase activity. Bases 1 to 693 code for a protein of 230 amino acids. NCBI's taxonomy places the organism in Eukaryota, Metazoa, Chordata, Aves, Tinamiformes, Tinamidae. The transcript has 9 exons. The record is from RefSeq and is a predicted model, not a curated record. Gene Ontology annotation, cellular component: cytoplasm. Gene Ontology annotation, biological process: protein depalmitoylation.